AUGGUUUCUCGAUUCGAUGUUGUUGAACAAGGGCCUCCUAUAGAAGUUUUUCAAUUAAAUAAGUUGUUUUUAGAUGACCCUAAUCAAGUCAAAGUAAAUUUAACCGUCGGAGCGUAUAGAGAUGAGAAUGGGAAACCUUGGGUUUUGCCUGUGGUCAGGUCUAUGGAGCAACAGUUGGCUGCUGAUAAAACACUUUUGCAUGAAUACCUACCAGUGCUAGGUCUGGAGAAAUUCACGACAGCGGCCACAUCCAUGCUGCUCGGUGCAGACAACCCCGUUCUUGCUUCUGGACGUGCAUUUGGAAUACAAACUCUGUCAGGAACCGGAGGUUUACGCAUUGGUGCUGAAUUUCUGAAUAAACAUCUGAAAUACACCACUUUCUACUAUAGCGAGCCUACAUGGGAGAAUCAUCACUUGGUCUUCGUGAACUCCGGUUUUACAAACCCUCGGAAGUAUCGCUACUGGAACCCAAAGACUUGUGCCAUUAACUUCGAUGGACUGAUCGAAGACCUUAAAAGUGCUCCCGAGAACUCUGUAAUCAUCCUCCAUGCUUGUGCUCACAAUCCGACGGGGAUUGACCCCACACAUGAGCAGUGGGAGAAAAUCGCUGAUGUUAUGGAGGAGCGCAAAUUGUUCCCGUUCUUCGACAGCGCGUACCAGGGCUUUGCAUCCGGCGAUCUAGACCGCGACGCGUGGGCGGUGCGCUACUUCGUCCAGCGCGGGUUCGAGCUCGUCUGCGCACAGUCCUUCGCCAAGAACUUUGGACUCUACAACGAGCGGGUGGGUAACCUGACGAUGGUGGUGAAGGACGCGGCCUCGGCGGCCCCGAUCAAGUCUCAGAUGACGUGGGUGGUGCGCGGCAUGUACUCCAACCCGCCCGCGCACGGGGCCCACAUCGUAGCGCAAGUGCUGUCCAACAAAGAGACUUUCGACCAGUGGAGGGGGCAUAUCAAGAUGAUGGCGGAUCGAGUCAAUGACAUGAGACAAGCUUUGAGAGCCGAACUUAUUAAAUUGAACACACCCGGGAACUGGGACCACAUCGUGAACCAAAUCGGCCUAUUCUCAUACACUGGUCUGACACAACAGCAAUGCGAAUACUUGAUGGCAGAGAAACACAUCUACCUGUUGAAGUCGGGCCGUAUCAACGUGUGCGGCCUCAACCUCUCCAACGUGCAGUACGUGGCCCGGGCCAUGAACGAUGCGGUUACGAACUUCCCCACUAAAGACGGCCAGCAGUCGAAAUUAUAA
Messenger RNA from Arctia plantaginis, 1248 nucleotides. NCBI's taxonomy places the organism in Eukaryota, Metazoa, Arthropoda, Insecta, Lepidoptera, Erebidae. The record is from the annotation of a GenBank genome assembly.